Cladocopium goreaui is the source of this 800-nucleotide messenger RNA. NCBI's taxonomy places the organism in Eukaryota, Dinophyceae, Suessiales, Symbiodiniaceae. The record is from the annotation of a GenBank genome assembly.
CUGCCAUGUCCUGCCUGACUUUGCCAUGCGCACUGCUUCGCAUUCAUCGUGUCAGGCUCCGCACUCCAUCGGCGCCUGAAGACCUGCGCUGCAAGAAAGGCAUCAAAGCUCCUGGCUGCGCGUCGUGGCAAUGCCAGGAUGUCAGACUCGGAUGUCACAGCCAGCAACGACGACCUCUUUGCAGGCCUCGCUCUCCUCACUGCUCCAGGGUGGCCACUGUCCACCUUCGCAUCAGAUUCUCUCUGUGUUUCAUCACCGUCCGGUUGCGACGUCGUGGUUGCAGCAUGUUGUGGCAUGUUUCGGGCUACGAGCUCACCGACUUUCAGCUGGUCCAGGCUCCGUGGCCCAGCACACGGCCAUCUGUGGUGAACCUCGUGCAGUUGGAUAUCACUUUGGCCAGGCAGUUGCAGCCAGGAGAGGCAGCACAUAUGACCAUUGUGGCGCCAACAAGUUCAAAGGCGGCGUGCCAGUUUUUGAAGUUGCAUCUUGUGGGGAAGUUCAUUCGUGUCACGAAGGAGUACCUGCAGAAGAAUCCUAUUAGCUAUACGUACUGAUCAUUCUCUUCGCUCUGCAGCAGAUCGUGGCUACGCGCCGCCAAAGCGAGGUCGAAAAACUUGGGGGUGAUAAGCUGACAAAAUGCUAAGGCGCAUCUCCUUAUUUGUUAAGGCAAAGGCACAAGAUGCAUUGUCUUGCGUGGCCGUUUCAUCAUAGAGUCUUGAGCUUGGCUUAGCAAGCAAAAGAGUUGAUUGCAGAUUUGUCCAAGCCACUUGUCAUUGGUCUCACGCCAGAGCUUUGGCCAG